UUUAUGCUCAUUCAUAAUCGUGCUUUAGUUGAUGCUGUUACCACACUGACAUCAGUUUGACAAAUACCUAAAUACUCCUAGACAAGAGGACGAAUAAUUUGCACCCAGAACAUGGGCGACAUUGUCACAAGUCUUUUCAUUCUUUAAAACAAACUACUGAUCGUAUGAAAGCAUAAAGUCAAAUUUCAUCAAGAAAAUGUGUCAUUAAAAACCGAAUCAAACGCUAUGCUCUUAUUUUGAAGGGUCCACUUCCUGGUGCGUCCUCGCCAUGUUUUUCUAACUUUCCGCAGUAAAACAACCCGCAGAGACACACAAGCUGCAGCGGCGCCUAAUGCCAUGAUUUGCGCUUUGUGACUUAAAUCCCUCAUACUGUUGACCUGUGUGCAUCUUCCGUAGACGGACAUUUGCACACAAAGCCUCCGCACCCAGAGGUGUUUGUUGUGUUUAGCCUGCUAGCCGGCUAACACCAGCAGAAACCCGGACCCGGGCUGAGUCUGAAACAAACCUGGACGCGAUGUCGUUGGUGGACCUGGGGAAGCGGCUGCUGGAGGCAGCCCGUAAAGGUCAGGACGAUGAGGUCAGAAACCUGAUGGCCAACGGAGCUCCAUUCACUACAGACUGGUUGGGGACAUCCCCCCUCCAUUUGGCAGCUCAACACGGUCAUUACUCCACGGCAGACGUCCUGUUGAGGGCUGGAGUUAGCAGAGAUGCUCGCACCAAAGUGGAUAGAACGCCUCUACACAUGGCCGCUGCCGAGGGACACACAGUCAUCGUGGAACUGCUCGUCCGGAGCGGCGCAGACAUUAAUGCCAAAGACAUGUUGAAGAUGACAGCUCUUCACUGGGCAGCUCAACACGGACACCAUGGAGUCGCAGAGACGCUCAUCAAACACGGGGCUGACGUGCACGCACUCAGUAAGUUUGACAAGACGCCAUUCGACAUCGCGGUGGACAUCCAGAACACAGAGCUCAUGCUACUGCUGCAGGAGGGCAUGCAGAACCAGGUGAACAUGAAUCAAGUGAGUAUGAACGUGGAGACCAACACCACCAGCAAUCAACCGCAGUUCAUUAUCCAGGGAAUACCUGCAAUCCAAGGGGGUGUGGUCAACCUGGCCGAUCUACUCAACAAGGCCAACGCAGGUGAGUCGGAAGAGGCCAUGGCUGCCAGCGCCCUGGACUCCAACAUCCAGCAUGCUGCUGUUGUCAACGAGGGGGGUCAGAGGGUCAUCACCAUAGUAACAGACCAACACGGCAACCUGCAGACCACCGGAGGGAUGGCCCAGCCGUUCUUUGUCACCAUGCAGCAUGGACAGCAGAUGCUGGCGGUACCGGCCAACACGGUGACAGAGGAGGUGGUGACGGAGGAGCCUCAGCCCCCUCCUUCCAGAAAGAGGAAACUGGAAGUGACCAACAACCACAGCGACACAGGAGAAACGGAGCUGCUGCAGAGGCAGCUGCAGGAGGCCAACAGGAAGGCCCAGGAGUAUCGUCAGCAGCUGCUGCGUAAAGAGCAGGAGGCCGAGGAGUAUCGCAUCAAACUGGAGGCCAUGGCCCAGAGUCAGGCCAACAGCACCAACGCAACCACCAUCAGCGCAGUCAACGCCGCCGCUGCAGCCGCCGGCAGCCCCGAAGAGGUGGUGGGAGGAGAUGAGGACGAGGAGGAGGCGGGGCCCGGAGUGGUGGAGGAGGAGGGUGAAAUGGUUGUUCUACAGGAGGGAGGCAUCAUCAUGGAGGGCGAGGAGGGCCAGGUGACGUUGGUGGAGACGGGAGGAGAGGCCACCGAGGUCAGCUCAUAACCCGGAGCAACACAGGCUGGACUCAAAUCUGCGCUGGUUUUCAACAUUUUAGAGACGAGAGACAAGCUGAAAACAGACGCUCACACUCGGUGGUGGAUGAAUAUGAACUGAAACCGACUCAGAACGGCUGAGGAUGACGAGAGGGCGAGGAGCAAGAAUGGGGCUGCAACUAACGAUUAUUUUAAUGGACAGUUGAUCCACCAACUAUUUUCUCAAUUAAUUGAUCUGUGGCAUUGUCUAAAAAACGGUGAAAAGUGUGGAUUAAGGAAUUUCUCAAAGGCCCUCUGUGGUUCAAAGCUGAGAUAUUUGGUUAAUGUCACAGAGGAGGAUAAACAUCACAAAAUGAUCGCCUCUUUUGACUGAUUAAACAAUUAUCACAAUAGUUGGCAAAUGAUUUAAUAGGUAGUACAACUAAUCGAUCAGUCAGUCGUUUCAAAACCCAAUAUAUUUAGUUAAUCUUCCUACAAGAGAAAAUAUCCUUAUUUAACAUCCUUCAGACACAAUAUUUCCAUUUUAUUUACAGUUUGUUUUUAUUUGAAGCUGUAACAUUUGAUUCAUAGAUUCAAACAAGCUGCAGUUUCAGUAUAAAUUUGAAAAUUUUCCAUUUUUCUCUGAACAAGGACUUUCCAAUCUUCAUUCUGGUAGAGCAGGAAGCAGCAGAAAAAAAUGACCUGAAAAUGUGUUGAAGGCGCUCGUCGGUGGCGGAUGAAUCCAUACUGUCCCGGAUGUAGAACAGCAGAGGAUGAAACAGACGAUCUCAUACCAAAAAGGCCGGCGCUGGGUCCGUCUGUCUGUUCAAAGUCGCUUUAACUUGCCUUUUGCUUCCCCGAAACGCAUCAUCAGUGAACGGAGGCAGCUGAUUGGCUCCUCACAUUUGUAUAUCAGUUAACUCCACCCACACGUCCGUCUCACAGCUUCACAACCUCCAUUUUUUUGAUUAGUUUGAUUAUCGACUGAUAACCAGCUACGUCUGAGACCUAAAAGAAUGAAGAAGAGAGACUCCAACAGGCUGCACCGUUUGUUUUGUGGACACUACAAUCAGAAAGAUUUUUUUUUUUUUUUUUUUUUUUUUACAUGUUGAAAACUGAUCAAACUGAUUAAAAAGCGGAUUCUGAAUGCAGGUUUCUGGUUUGCACAGCGAAGGGAAUCAACACUUGACAUCACUGAUGAAAGAGGAAAACUGAACCUGACUCAUCACAGAGACUCUGAAUUAUGACGAUUAAUUCUGUUCUCAUUGAUUAGUCUGAAUUAUUUCCUAAAUUACUCCUUUAGUCUGUAAAGAGACAAAAUCAUAAAAUAGAACGGAUUACAUUGAAAUUCCUACAAGAGAACAAGUAAUGGGGCUAGACCAAAAAUGUUCUCAAGAUAAACACAUUUUCAGUCAAUGUCUAAUUACCACAAUAAAUAUCAAAUCAUUGUUUUUUUCCAGUGCAGUGGCUGUUUUGUAAAGAAUAACUGAAUAAUAGUUUUCAUGACUAUAUUGUGAUAAAUCCUUUAUUAUCACACAGCCUUAAGUAAUAUCAGCAGUGACCAUCAAAUGAUUUACGUGAACAGGCUUCAGCUUCAAAUAUGAGAGUAAAUGUCUUACUUGGACUUUCUUUAAUAGAAUAAUUACUUGUCAUACAUUAGUCUCAAAGAACAGCAGUUAAAACUGAUACAUUACAAAGAAAAAAGUAGUAAAAUCUAUUAAUUGGUUGUAAAAUCAGUCAACUGGAGAAAAACUGUGAUUUUACACAUUUUUACUUGUUAAAAAAAAACAACCUUAAAAUGCACGUUUGAUCUCUAAUGUCUUACCAGUUGAACGUUGAAUAUUAUGUGAGUUUUCAUGAGUUUAUAGACUGAAGGAAGGAGUAAUCAGCAGCUUAAUCAAUUAUGAACAUAACGAGCCAGAAUCAUUGUCAUGUCUUAAUGUCUCAAGUACAGGAACUAAUCAAUAAUCUGUCAUGGAACUGUGUAUUAAUCGUAAAUCUGUUUUUGCUUUUUUCUCUCAUCCUGCAGGUUUUUAAUGCUUAGUUUUCAGAUUCCAGAUAAUUUACAUAUUGAUAUCUGUUUUAUUCUUUAACUGGCUUAUGUUGUGAUGUGUUCAAGGACUCUGCGACAUUAUAAACCUGCUUGAAGACUAAACUGACCCGUGUUAAAAGGUUCAUGUUUGGUUUCACAUUUUAAAGUGGAGAAUUAGCCCCAAAAUUCUACCACUAAAAAGAUUU
Molecule: messenger RNA, 4002 nt
Organism: Sphaeramia orbicularis (orbiculate cardinalfish)
Lineage: Eukaryota; Metazoa; Chordata; Actinopteri; Kurtiformes; Apogonidae
Product: GA-binding protein subunit beta-2-like
Exons: 8
Coding region: 515-1795 (426 amino acids)
Biological process (GO): positive regulation of transcription by RNA polymerase II
Cellular component (GO): nucleus
Molecular function (GO): protein binding; transcription cis-regulatory region binding
Source: RefSeq, a predicted model, not a curated record